This is a messenger RNA of Cercospora beticola, 1260 nucleotides long. It is a transcript of the gene RPP0, whose product is annotated as 60S ribosomal protein uL10. The record is from RefSeq and is a predicted model, not a curated record. Gene Ontology annotation, molecular function: large ribosomal subunit rRNA binding; structural constituent of ribosome. Gene Ontology annotation, biological process: ribosomal large subunit assembly; cytoplasmic translation; ribosome biogenesis. Gene Ontology annotation, cellular component: cytosolic large ribosomal subunit. Lineage: Eukaryota; Fungi; Ascomycota; Dothideomycetes; Mycosphaerellales; Mycosphaerellaceae.
CUCGCACAACACAUACCACACCAACACCAGUCCAAGUCCUUAAACAACCUAUUUCUCACCGAAGACAUGGGGGGCAAGACUGGAAACAAGGCUGGCUACUUCGACAAGCUCAAGGGCUUGCUCGAGGAGUACAAGUCCAUCUUCAUCGUCCAAGUCGACAAUGUCUCGUCGCAGCAGAUGCACGAGAUCCGUCAGGCUCUCCGUGGCGAGGGUGUCGUGCUGAUGGGCAAGAACACCAUGGUCCGCCGUGCGCUCAAGACCUUCAUGGGUGACUUCCCUGAGUACGAGCGUCUCCUCCCACACGUCAAGGGCAACGUCGGUUUCAUCUUCACCAACGGUGACCUCAAGGCCACCCGCGACAAGAUUCUCGCCAACCGUGUCGCCGCUCCUGCCCGUGCUGGUGCCGUCGCUCCCGCCGAUGUGUACGUUCCAGCCGGAAACACUGGUAUGGAACCAGGAAAGACCUCUUUCUUCCAGGCUCUCGGUGUCCCAACCAAGAUCGCUCGUGGUACCAUUGAAAUUACUGCCGACGUCAAGGUCGCCGAGGCUGGCAGCAGGGUCGGAGCUUCCGAAGCUACCCUUCUGAACAUGCUGAACAUCUCUCCCUUCACCUACGGUAUGAGCAUUGCUCAGAUCUACGACCAGGGUCAGACUUUCGCUUCCUCCGUGCUCGACAUUGAGGAGAGCCAGCUCCUCAAGGCUUUCAGCUCCGCCAUCUCCGCUGUCAGCUCCAUCUCGCUCGCCCUCAACUACCCAACCCUCCCAUCUGUCAUGCACAGCUUGGUCAACGCCUACAAGAAGACCAUCUCGGUCGCCAUCGAGAUCGACUACGAGUGGGACGCCAUCCACGAGCUCAAGGACCGCAUCGCCAACCCAGACGCCUACGCCGCCGCUGCCCCAGCUGCUUCUUCCGCCCCAGCCGCUGGUGGUGAUGCUCCAGCUGCCGCUGCUAAGGAGGAGGAGAAGGAGGAGUCUGAGGACGACGACAUGGGCUUCGGUCUCUUCGACUAAGUGUAGUCAGAGAUUGCUGUCCGGAAAGAGAUGUGCUUUUGUAGACUUGGAAGAGUCAACGAUGAAUGAACAAGGCUACACUCGGCUUAAAUACCGUCUCACCACUGUACACUGUCUUGCACUGACCUCGUACGGUUGCCCAGAUGUCUCAAUUGUUUCCAUAUUUCGUCCUUCCAUUCCAUCUCACUUGAUCCACCAACCGUGAACUCGAAUAUGCCCAGUCCCAAUUACUGACCGAGCAGCUACUCC